Calypte anna (Anna's hummingbird) is the source of this 474-nucleotide messenger RNA. RefSeq names its product cytochrome b-c1 complex subunit 10. The transcript has 3 exons. The record is from RefSeq and is a predicted model, not a curated record. Gene Ontology annotation, biological process: mitochondrial electron transport, ubiquinol to cytochrome c. Gene Ontology annotation, cellular component: mitochondrial inner membrane. Lineage: Eukaryota; Metazoa; Chordata; Aves; Apodiformes; Trochilidae. Bases 68 to 238 code for a protein of 56 amino acids.
CGCAGGCGCGAACCGCGGGGUCCUUGCGGGGUGUGCGGUGCGGGGGUGACUUUGAGGCGGUGCCGGGAUGCUGAACAAACUGCUGGGACCGCGAUACGUUCAGCUCAUCCAGAACUGGACUCCCACCCUCAUUACCUGGGGGGCUGUAGCUGGUACUGGUGUGAUAUGGGCCACAGACUGGAAGCUGGUCCUGCAGUAUGUUCCCUACAUCGGUGGCAAAUACAAAACUGAAGAAUAAGCUCCCCUCUGCCAGAAAUGUGUGGCUGGAGAGUGUUUUGGAGCCAUCUGUCCACUGAGAGCCUGCUUGGAGGUGAACUUGAAGUUCUGCACCAGGUUCUGGUGUCCUUCUCUCUCCCAUGAGCAGCUGUGAACAAAUUUCACUUCCCUGACCACCCUCCCUCUGAUCACCUUCACAGCAAAUCUCAUGGGAGUAAUUUAUAAACCUGAUGUGCAAAAUAAACCAACUUAAUGACA